Molecule: messenger RNA, 1638 nt
Organism: Pyrus x bretschneideri (Chinese white pear)
Lineage: Eukaryota; Viridiplantae; Streptophyta; Magnoliopsida; Rosales; Rosaceae
Product: probable protein S-acyltransferase 17
Exons: 10
Coding region: 55-1236 (393 amino acids)
Biological process (GO): peptidyl-L-cysteine S-palmitoylation; protein targeting to membrane
Cellular component (GO): Golgi apparatus; endoplasmic reticulum
Molecular function (GO): protein-cysteine S-palmitoyltransferase activity
Source: RefSeq, a predicted model, not a curated record
UCAGUCAGAGGAGUGAGAAACAGUACAGAAGAGAGAGAGAGAGAGAGAGAGAGAAUGGAGGUACAGUGGAUUCUGGUGUGCCAUGGUUUAGUCACACUGCUCCUUCUAGUCUCCUUCCUCUGCGGCCAAUGGCCCAUCUUCGACGGCACCCCCAUCCAACGCAUCAACCACUUCCUCACCUUCGGCGCCUAUGAUUACUUUCAACGGUUUGUUGGGUUUGUGUUUGGAGCCAGGGGGACAAAUGCCAUAGCCUCCGCGGAGUAUUUCUGCUGCGAUCGACCGAAUCCAAUCUUACAGAUCAUGUAUUUUGCAAUAGUAGGAGGAACCUAUUACUUGGUUGCAACUUCUUCCUUCCGUUACAUUCCUGGCUAUUAUAUAAGUGAAAUUCACAGGUAUGCUAGCUUGUUCGCUGUUGGAGUCGGUGUUCUGCUCUUUCUAUUGGCUAGCUUUUCUGAUCCAGGAACUGUGAAAGCUGAUAAUGUUUCUCUGUAUCUAUCUGCUUAUCCUUAUGAUAAUAUUAUAUAUUCUGAGAAAGACUGUUCAACAUGCAAAAUUCCAAAACCUGCUAGGUCAAAGCAUUGCAGCAUAUGUGAUCGAUGUGUUGCCCGUUUUGAUCAUCAUUGUGGAUGGAUGAAUAAUUGUAUAGGUGAGAGAAACACCCGGUACUUCAUAGCUUUUCUUUUGUGGCACACUUUACUUUGCAUAUAUGGAACAGUGGCCAUUGGGUUAAUUCUUGCUGGACAAGUUAAAGAAUUCAAAGUUAUUGAUAUUCUAACUGUUUAUUAUGGUAUAGAUAAUUCUUUUCGCGGUUUAACACCGCAUGUUGUGCAGUGGUUGUUGGGCGCCUACAACACUCAAAUACUUCUAAUGGUGUUUCUGGCAAUUGUUUCACUACUAUUGGCGGGUUUCUUUGGUUACCAUGCAAAACUUUGUCUCACAAACACUACAACUAAUGAGACUUUCAAGUGGCAAGACUACAUAAGCUGGCAGAGGAAGCUGAAUGAAGCAAGGGCGAGUUCUGCAGCACUCAAAGCAAGUAUCAAUGGGACGGAUAGUGAAAGAAAACCUCCAGAGAGCAAAUGGAGAGCCAUUUUCCGAAGAUCACCACUCAAAGAGGUGGACGUUGUGGUUAAGAAUAACAUGUACAAUAAAGGAUUCUUCCAGAAUAGUCUUGAGGUCAUUGUUCCCCUCUCAACAAGACAGCUGGCUUCGCGAACCAAAUCAAAGUCUGGCUAAGAAAGACUUCUGGCUUGCUGUCGAUGUUGUAUGCUUGCUUCUCGUUGUUUCUUCCACCAACUGAUUGGCUUCAGAGCCUGUCAACCCAAAAUUUCUCAUGGUUAGAUGGCCAGCAACAGCAAAAGACGGAGGGUUUUUGCUGCGCGGAUCUAGCACGAUCGGAUGCUUGUUCUAGCGUUCUGUAACAUAACUGAUUCUUGCGGAUGCCUAGGGGCUAGGCUGAAUGUGGUUGGCGGAUUAUUUGACAAAAGUCGAUUUGCGUACAAAUAUUGUCAUUUAGCUCAGGGGAUUUUGCUUGUAUAAAAGGCUAGCCAGACAUUUUUCUCUUUUAUUUUCUGUAACAUGAUACACUUUACUCACUUAUUCAACGCAAGAAUGAUGCAAUCAUUCUUUCUACUUGCA